CCGAGUUGCCGCAGCGCCACCGCCGCUUGUAAACAGAUCCUGCCCCACGUGACGCGCGUGAAGUACCUGAGCGGGGGCACCGGGCAUUGUCCGCCGCGGCGGCGGGUCGGUGACCAGAGGCGGCGGCGGGUUCCUCGGUGGCGGGCUCCGAGCAGAGAGGAGGUGAUUCCUCUCCGUCCUCCCUCCCCACCCCCAGCCUCCCUCGCCGCUCCGGUGGGGAUCCAGCGCAUCCUGCCCCCACAGCGCCCUCCCCGUCCCCCCCGCCGCUAAGAUGGCUGGUGGUGGGCAGUGAGGCGGCGGGCGGGGCUGCGGGGAGCCGUCGCCGGCCGGCGCGCCCCGGGGCGGCUGACGGGACGGGAGCGGGGAGGGUGGGGGGUGUGUGUGGGAAGCCGCGCGGCGCCAUGUCCGCCUUCGCCCUGGAGGAAACGCUGGAGGCCGACUGGGUGGCCGUCAGGCCUCACGCCUUCCAGGAGCGGGAGAAGCACAAGUUCGUCUUCAUUGUGGCCUGGAACGAGAUCGAGGGCAAGUUCGCCAUCACCUGCCACAACCGCACGGCGCAGCGCCAGCGCAGCGGCUCCCGCGAGCUGCGCCGCGGCGGCCCCGCCGGCCCCGAGGCCAGAGCCGCCCCCAAGGCCGGCAGCCCCGCGGCGCGCCGGGACGCCGGCCCGCCGCGGGGCCCCUCGCGUCCCCGCGCCGAGGCGCGGCUGCGGGGCUGCGAGCGGGGCGCGGCGGCCGAGGCGCUGCCGAAGAGCCCGCUGCGCGCCAGGAGCGGCCCGGCCCGGAGGCCGCAGCGGGGCCCGGAGGCGGCAGGUGCCGCCGAAGAGAUAGAAGUGCUGGAGCUGGGGAAGGAGGAGGCGGCCGCCGCGCUGUCGCCGCCGCCCUCGCCGCUGCAGGCAGCCGAGCCGGCCGCUCCCGACGCGGAGCCCGCGGGGGAAGAGUGCAGCUGGGCCGGGCUCUUCUCCUUCCAAGACUUGCGGGCUGUGCACCAGCAGCUGUGCUCGGUGAACUCGGAGCUGGAGCCCUACCUGCCUGCCUUCCCCGAGGAGCCCUCGGGCAUGUGGACGGUGCUGUUCGGAGCCCCGGAGCUAUCCGAGCAGGAGAUGGACGCUCUCUGCUACAAACUGCAAGUUUACUUGGUCCACAGCUUGGAUACCUGCGGCUGGAAGAUCCUUUCGCAGGUGCUCUUCACCGAGACUGACGACCCCGAAGAGUAUUACGAGAGCCUGAGUGAGCUGCGACAGAAGGGGUACGAGGAGGUGCUGCAGCGGGCCCGCAGGCGAAUCCAGGAGCUUCUGGAAAAACAUAAGAACACGGAAAGCAUGGUAGAGCUGCUUGAACUGUAUCAAAUGGAAGAUGAAGCCUACAGUAGUCUUGCAGAAGCUACCAUGGAGCUCUACCAGUACUUACUACAGCCAUUCCGAGAUAUGAGGGAACUUGCGAUGCUUAGAAGACAGCAGAUAAAGAUCUCGAUAGAGAAUGACUACCUAGGCCCCAGAAGAAUUGAGAGUCUGCAAAAAGAAGAUGCUGAUUGGCAGAGAAAAGCCCACAUGGCUGUGCUUUCUAUUCAAGAUCUUACAGUUAAAUACUUUGAAAUAACAGCUAAAACACAGAAAGCUGUGUACGAUCGAAUGCGAGCAGACCAGAAAAAAUUUGGUAAGGCAGCAUGGGCAGCAGCAGUGGAACGUAUGGAAAAGCUUCAGUAUGCAGUUUCUAAGGAGACUUUGCAGUUGAUGCGUGCUAAAGAAAUCUGUUUGGAGCAGAAGAAACAUGCGCUGAAAGAGGAGAUGCAGAGCCUGAAAGGUGGUACAGAAGCCAUAGCCCAUUUGGACCAGUUAGAAGCUGAUUAUUAUGAUCUACAGCUUCAAUUAUAUGAAGUGCAGUUUGAGAUCUUGAAAUGUGAAGAGCUGCUGCUGACAGCACAACUUGAAAGCAUCAGAAGACUGAUGUCAGAGAAGAGAGAUGAAGUGGUAUAUUAUGACACUUAUGAAAGUAUGGAAGCCAUGCUUGAAAAAGAGGAUAUAGCAACAUCUAUACACUUGCAAAAAGAGGAGCUGCAAAAGUUACAACAAAAAAUCCGCCAGCUGGAAGCAAGGCGUGGACGUAUUUCAGCCAAGAAAGCCUACCUCAGAAAUAAGAAGGAGAUCUGUAUUGCAAAGCAUAAUGAAAAGAUCCAGCAGCAUCACCAGAGUGAGGAGGAAUAUAAAAUGCACCAUACUGUUCAGCUAAAGCGAGAUCAAUUACAAGAUGAAGAAGAAAGAAAGAGCUCCUGGGUUAGUCAGGAACGACAGAAAACACUGGACAGACUUCGCACAUUUAAACAGCGGUACCCUGGGCAAGUAAUACUUAAAUCAACCAGACUACGGCUGACUCACACCAGAAGAAAAUGUGCAGCCAGCUCAGUGUCCUGUGUCAAUCAGCCUCAAUCUUUGCCAGCAACCAUACAAAUUCAAGAGAAAAGUGAAGAGGUAGAAUUGGAAAAUGCAGUUCAGCCUUUGGAAGUGCAGGAAUCCACAAGCUUAGAACAACUUCACGAUAUCUCGUUACCUCCCAAUGGUGUUACCUCUGAACUGCCUCAUGUUAGUACUUCUCCACCCAGCAGUAAUGAGCUUCAACCAGAGACUGUUACUGUAGUACCGCUUCCACCCCCUUUGCCUCCACCACUUCCACCUCCAGCUCCACCUUUGCCCUCCAAGGAAGAUGCCACCAAAUCCUUAGAGAAAAGCGACAGCUUUGUUAAACGUCAGAGUGAGGAGAAGGGAGUCCAGCACUCUUCCGGUAUCCCGCCAGCACAUCUGUUUGACAGCAGUCAGUUAGUCAGUGCCAAGAAGAAGCUUAAGAAGACCGGUGAUCUAGAGGGUUUACAGAGGAGGAAAGUGAGUUCCCCGAUGGAUGAAGUGCUGGCUUCCUUGAAACGUGGCAGCUUUCACUUAAGGAAAGUUGAGCAGAGAAGUCUCCCUCCUUUUCCUGAUGAAGAUGAUAGCAAUAACAUCUUGGCACAGAUCAGGAAAGGGGUGAAACUGAAGAAAGUGCAGAAAGAUGUUUUGAGAGAAUCAUUUACAAUUCUGCCUGAUACUGACCCUCUGACAAGGAGCAUCCAUGAAGCAUUGCGACGAAUUAAGGAAGCAUCACCUGAAUCAGAGGAUGAAGAGGAGAGUUUGCCUUGCACAGACUGGGAAAAUUAACCUGUAAUUAACCUACAUUUUAAAAAAAAAUAUUUUUUCAACACUUUUCAUAUAACAAUAGCAGCUAAGCCUCAGGUUGUGCGUUCUAGGAGACUUAGUAUGAAUGUUAGUAAACUGACAUCGAACGUGGUAAAACAUGCACAUAUGAAUUUAGUAUUACUGAUGUUUCCAAGAAUUAAGGUUUAUAGUAAGGAAAACUUUUUUUAGGCAACAUCUUACCCUUUAAUUGUUUGAAUACUUUUGCUGAAUAUUGACAGGACUACUCCUAUAAAAAGCUGUUUUAUUUAGUGAAUUUGAAGGUACCGUUUGCAGCUUACCAAAAAGCUUUAAAAAGCUUUUAAGUAAUAAAGCAGCACAAUCACUCUUGGACACAUCUUGUACUUAUUUGCUAAUUACUUCUGGCCUUCCAAAAAUUUAGCACAUUUAUCAUUUCAGACUGAAUAGCUUCAAGUGAAGGAUGGUUAGAUUUGACUGCUGAACACAUUGAAAUCUCAUUGGUUACCCUGUGUGACUGACUCUUUGAUAGCUUGGUUUCAAUCUGUAAACUCUCUGACUUAAUUGAAUUUCCAGACUGUAAAUAGUAAAUAUACAAAUAUAAUUUAUACUUCUGCUACUCCUAUGAAUCCCAUGAACUUCCAUUAUACUAAGCUACAGUGCCUGAAAGUGCAGAUACUAGACUUCAGCUGAUGAAAUUCAUGAUUUCAGGACAAAGCAGAAAUUGGCAAGACUAGUUUUCAAAAUUAUGGCUGCAUCAGUAGCACAAAUGGAUUCUUGAUUACAACAACAGCAUACAGCACUAUUCUUCUGUGGUGGUCUUUUUCUGCUACUGGCAUGUGGAUGAACUUAAGUCUCAGUGAAAGUUCGCACUAAACUUAAAAUUUGGAGAAAAGAGAGGUAUGACAAUCUGUAAAGACUUUAAAAAUCUGUUUAGAAAUCGAAGCCUAUUUCAAGAAUACAGAAGAUAAGUAUUUAUAAUCCUUGCAACACAGCUAGCAGUAGAAAAAAGAUAACCUUUUUGGGUGUUUACAAUGAGGCAUUUCUACCCUGGUUAGUUAUUACCGUAGCUGGAGAGUGGCUAUUGAUAAAAGUGCUACAGCUGUUUAAAAAAGUGAUGGUGACUUAGCCCAUCAUCUGCUGAAUGUUGUUGUGAUUAUGAAAUACUGUGUCUCAAACUGUUCCAUUGUUAUGUUAUUUUAUAAUAAUAAUAAUAACAACAAUAAUAAUAAUAAUUUAUUAUUAUUAUUAUUGUUAUUAUUAUUGAUUUUUAAAAAGGAAAAUAAACGUUGCCUUUAUUUCCUCAUGAACUAGCCAUUGGCCACACUAAUGAUUUAAUAAUGUUUAAUUAUGGCAUGCUCCUUCUAUUCCAUACCAAAUGUACUGCUACUUUUGGAGUUGAAAAUCCAGGAGUGGAUUUUCUUGCUGAAACUCAAAGUGAAGAUAAUUUUGUUCGGAUGUAACUUUUUUCUAUACUUGCAUACUGAAAACUUCCACUACCACAGUCCUUCAGAAAUCAAGUGACAGCUAUAAGAAAAGACAUGUCUUGGAAUUGACUUGGCUUUCUCAGUGCAAUUAUUCUCAUUUCCUAGAUAACUGAGCAAAUUUAAACUUUGUGAUUUGAUUUGUGUAACUUAGUCUUUGGGAUCUUGUUUGCAAUUUUUAGCAAGAAUACACUUUAAUACUAUGGGUCAUUUAAAAAAAAAAAAAAAAAAAAAGGAAUUUUCCAAGAGUAACUUCAAAUUUUUUUAACCUAGUUGGUGGACCUUCUAAACAUUUUCCACUGGAAGUGUAUCCUCUUAAAAGUCUUACGUGUACAUUGCCAUGCAAUAUAAAUACACGUUUUCCUCUGCUAUUUUUUGCAGCUCCAUAGAAGCAGUUCAGCGUGCAGGUUGAAAAUCACUGCCAUGCAGUACCUGUAGUGCACUGGCUGUUGUCCCCUUUUUACAAGUCUACAAUUAUGGCAUCUUCCCCUUUUAGGGAUGCAUGCCUGUCAAAUGCUGAGGUCCCAUGAAAUCACUUGGACUUAAAGCAGGAUGCAGCAUCAGAGUUCUGAGUGUGUGCUCCUUGGAGUUCUUCACACAUCUGGGACCUGCUUUCUCUAACCAAUGUCAUACUUUGUUAUGAAAAAAUCCUGGUUUUAUGAGAUGAGACUAUUUAACCAGUAGUACAGAUUUGAUUGAAAAACAGUUGUACAAAAUAGCUAACAGCUCAGAAAGGAAAAACGGGCCCCUGCUAUGGAACCAUGUGAAAUAAUCUUGGAGAACAGAGAUUGAGACAAAGCCCUUGUGAAAUUCAGUUGAAUAAAUACUUUUUCAUGUAGAUGAGUGUGCUUGCUUGAACAUAUAGACUGGUUACCCAGAAUUUAUUACAUGAGUCAAAUCUGCUUAAAGUCUAUUGUAGAAAUUGCAGAAUAGUAUUUUUUAUUAUAAGGUUAUCCAUUUAAUACCAUGCUUUAAGACUGGCCUACUGAUUUUUAACUGUAAGCUCUGCACAUACAAAAACCAGUUGCGUAGAGAUUUUAGGUUGAAAACAGUUAUACAAAAGUAUAUUGGCACGUAUGUUACGAGCUAUGCUUAAUACAUAUACGUCCUUAUUAAAGGCUAAACGUAAUGCAAUCAUUUGCUCUUAGGACUGAAGGCUAAAUCUGAUAUAAUGAUGUUUUUCAAGUGCCAAAAAGUGUCUUAAUGUAUGUGCAAGGAGUAUUAACAAUGUCUACUGAAGUGGUUUUAUUAAUUAUUGAAGUUUGAAGACAAACUAAUAGUAAAUAAUUCCUGCAGGAGAUCUAGUCAUCUCUUGGAUUACCUGCUUUAUGAGUUAACUUCUACAUACAGUUAUGACUAACUUUUGUAAGAGCAGUUCCUUCCUUAUGGACAAUCUAAACUAUGUACAAAAAUGUUGAGGCAUUCUAUGUAUUGGAAGUACAGCUGAACAAGCAGUACACAGAGGCAGUAACUUCUGUAUGAAAAAUCAGAAGAUUACUGGUUAUCAGAAGUAUCCCAAGCGUGUGUGUGUGCACACACAUAAAUCAUUAUAGUACAUUAAGAGCACUCUAAGUAAUGCGAAACCUGGGUUCCUGAGAGUGGUGGACAAAGUAACAGAUAAGAAGCUAGCUUUUGGUCUCUGUAGUCUUUUAAUCCAUUAUUCUGGGACUCUUCCAAGUACGUGUUCACUGCCAGUAAUACCAGAAGGCAAAAAAAGACCUGGUCAUACUCUGUGUGUCCUGGCUCCAGAGUUAGUGUGUCAUUACCCUGGGAGCAAAGAGAAUAAAGGCUUUUGAAGACACUGCUCAAUAUUGCAUGUUGGAAUUGGCUGAUACGUUGAUCAUGGAGUAUUUGUACAGCUGUUUAGCUUUUCAGAUGUUCCUUUUUCUUUUUUCCCAAACAGGUGAUUCACAGCCACUGAUGUGAGAAAAGAAACCCCAGUUGAAGAUUACUUUUCCUCUUCAUUUCUGAAUAUUCAGAGCCAGCAGUUAUGACCAUCAAUUCCACAGGAGGCUUUCUUUGGCAAAUGAUUCAGUACAUGGAAAAAAUGGCCUGAAAUGUUAGUUUUCGGGUCACUUUUUUCUUUAAUUUGUUCAAAAAAUUCUGGUUUGGGCAGAAAGCUAAUUUGUUUAGAAGUGCAUUUUAUAUAACCAAGAAUGCCCGAUUCUUAAGCACUUUUUAUAUUUGCGUUAGUAAUAUGUGGCCAGUUAAGUGAGGGGGGCAUUUUGAGUUGGGAGAAUACUUGCUGUUAGAGUAACUUUGGGAUUCAGCCAAGACAUCAAACCAGCUAUAAAACGUCCUCUUCACUGCACUGAAUAUAUCAUCUGCUUGAAAAUCCAACUAAAUAGCUCCUUGCAGAGAAGCUUGCUGUGUAGCAGUGUGAUAUUCCAGAGAGAGCAGAAUUCCUAGUUGCACUACAGUAGCUGAAAUUCAGUAACAUGCAACUAAGACUUUUUUUCUUCUUAGUUUGAAGAAGUGUAUGUCAGUAUGAAGAGUAACAGGUGACCACAGCACAAUGAGAAAUAAGAAUUCAGUACAUAUUCAAGAAUGUGUUUGUUUCCAACAUGGUACAUUUAGCAAGACAUACUGCACACCUUCUUAGAAGGUCAUUUGUAGUCUGACACCUUUUUAAAGUAGACAUUUUCAUGCUUUUUUAAAAUCAUAUUUAGCUAUGCUAAACCAAGUUAGUUAUACUUUUAUCAUGUUACAAGAAGCAGUAUUUUGAAAUUUCAUACUUAAAUUUAUUUUUCUCUUUUGGAUUAAAAUGGCUUUUGAUUACUCUAAGCAGCCUUCUUUAAAAAAAGAUCAAAGCACUUAAACAUACUGGUAAUUCAGUUGUGAAAAUCAUGCUUCUUUUGCUGGUUUUCAUUAUUCCCUUUAGUGGCUGCAAAAAUGUUUGUAUUUCAUACCCAAAAGCCUACCAGCUGGGAAAAAACUUCCCUUUUGAUCCUGACUAUUUGUUUUUUUAAAGGAGAGUUACAGCUUCCUCUGCGGUGAAUACUUAGAAGUAAUCCUGAACUUCAUGACUAAUGGCUGCAGGCAGCUACCCUUACAAUACCAUAGUACUAAGAGGUAUGUCAGUACAGAGAUACAGGUAGCCUUGUACCAUCUAGAAACUCCAUGUGAUAUUAAAGUCAGCCCAUUACAAUUCUAGGAAAACUGAAUUUUCACUAGCCUUUUAUUUUUACUACCAUGACAUACUACAGCAUGACAUGUGUUUGAGAAAUACACAGUCCCUGUCAUUUGUGCAGUGUGGUCCAUUCACUGUUGCUCUUGUGACGGACAAACUACUAUGGGGAUUUAGUUUUUUUAAGUGGAGUUAUGCAUUGCUGUCAUGUAAUGGAACACGUACUGUGUUAAUGUUUAUAACAGGAGAUUUCACGUCUUGCCAUUUACUUAUAUAAAAAGGAACAGGAGAACUUACCUUAGUAAUAGGCUAUGUAGCCUAAAGGAACGUCAGCUCUUGGACCCUUCAGUUGUUUUGCUGUGGGUGUCCUGAAAUUAAAGCUCUGUCAAACAUCUUGAAAGGAUGUCACUUUACCCUUGCUAUCAACAGGCAUUUCCUUAACUUUGUUGCCUUAUUUAUAAAGUUAGUGAACAUUCAUUUUCAAAGCACCUGUGAGCAGUGUUACUGUGGAGUUGUAUUGAUUUUGCUUUAUUAGUCUUCAGGUCUGUAUUUUUCUGUCCCAAGAUCAGGUCUAUGAAACACAUGGCACUGGCUUUCCAAGGCCUAAAACUACCCAAUAUUUUUUUCUUAAACUGCUUCUCUGAACCCUGAAUUACAUGGUGUGGUUGCAAGCUGUCUAAUACUGUGUUCAUGGAGCAAUAACAGCAAUUUCAAAGUUCAUCAUAAUCAUCUGACAUUGCCUAUACCAUAAGCUGUGUGUAUUUUUACUCUACAUUUGUCUAUACAGUCACACCACGUUAAAAGCGAGGUAAUCAAAUAAAUUUUUGGCUGUAGCACAAAGCAGAACUAUGACGUAGAAUGGUAAUUCAGAUUAUACAGUUCAUCUGAAACUUAGUGCUAAAUUAACAGUGGUGAUGGAGCAACAUUUAUGUCCAUUUUUUCUAUUUUCCAGCCUGCAGUUUUAUUCCUUAGAUUAUGCAUAUGGGACACUAGCAAAAUUCCAAGCCGAGGAAAAAUAGUGUAAUUUAAAGUAGAGGUGCAGUGGUCCCCUUGCACAACAUUUGUGUGUACAGUUUACCGCUGUGUUGUGAUUCAUCUAAAUAGCUCCAUGCUGUACUGUACUACAGUUUUCAGAUUUGUUUGCCACAUGAUCUGUCAUCUUUGCCUUGAAAAACGCGUGCAUGAUUGAGAAAAAUUACUGUCCUUAAUCUGUUUUCUAUUUAGCCGAAAUCUUAGAUUCCUGUAAUAGUUUAGGUUAUAGAAAUGGAGUUCUCAUACAAAAUUGUAUUUUAUGUGCACGCAAAAAGUAGUUGUUAUGCUGAGCAUAGCAGUUUAUACCAGUUCAAAACUGCCAUCUUCAAUGUGGAAAGUGCAUGGGUUUUUUCCACACACUGCUAAAAAAAAAAAAUUCCUCCAUUUUAAUUCUCCAUGAGUCACUAGAUUUCACAAUUUCACGUAAUUCUGCACUUCGAUAUAAAAAUUGUGCAUAUGUAACGUACAGGCUAAUGCAUAAAACUUCCUAUCCUCUGUAAUGUGGAAUUUUGCUGUGGGAUGGCUACAGCAGCAAAUGGGGAAGGUUUAAGUAUAUUUACAAGAAACUUAGGGAAAUUAUUACAGUCCUGCAUUGAGAUUGGUUCCUCCGUAGCUGGGAAAAGCUGUGAUAAUUGUGUUGGUCCUUGAGAAAUCUUAGCAAGCAUCACUACAGAAAAACACGCAAACAUAUGCAAGGAAAGAGAGCCUCCAUAAAAAGACGUUUCUACCUAUUGAUAUUUUUCAUUUGUGUCUGGGCUUCAUUGUUGUUGCUGCAUUUUUCUGUUGCUCGUCAUUUAUCGUAAGCAGUUUGUUAGCUUUCAGGCUUUUUCCACUUCUAGAAACUUCUUUGUUCCGAUUAAAACUGUUUUAGUAUAGUAUAACUGAUCCAGGUGAAGAGUUGCAAUGUGUAAUGUUAUUGUACAAAUGCUUGUGUGAGGACUGAAAAAUCUUCCAUGAGUGGGAACAAGAAACGAAAUACUCAAUUUCUACUAAAAUAACCAAAAUGUAAGGUAAACAGCAAUAGUCUUUUGAUCAGAAAUGGAAUUUGCAUCAACAUGAUUUCAUGCUCUCAUUCACAGAUGUUCCAGAUCCUUUCCAAAUGACCAAUAGUCUUAUUCACUUCACUAUGUUUUCAUAUGUUAGUUAAGUUACCUGUCUAGGGUAGAUGAAAGCUUUUUUAUUUUUCUUAAAUAUCACUUUUAAGGUUUGGGGUGGUUUUUUUUUUGUUUUGUUUUGUUUCUUUAAAUCUGACAGUUUGCAUCCUACACCAGACACCUGUAAAAUAAAUUAGUAUGAUUAUAUAUUGUGUUCUUUUGUGGCUGCAUCAGGGAUAGAACUCAACAUGCUUCACUACAUUAUUUGUAAAGAAUCAUUUUGAAUAUAAGCACUAUAUUCUGUAAUGUUUAAUAUUAAAGUAAUGACAGGUGCAUUUUUGAAGGUGCAACUUAGUAAGGAGGCAGCAACUUCUAUUGGUUAAUGUUACCCUUACUCCAUUUGUUGCACUGAAUUUCAGGAGUGUAAUUUGUAAACCAAGUUUGCUCACAUGUGUGUAAUCAGAUUUUAUUUUCAUUGUAAUGCUUAUGUAAUUAAAUUAUCUGGAUAUAUUUCUGGUAAUGAUUCCAUAAGCAUGGACCAUAUGUUGUUAUGUUUAGCACUAUGGAAUUAAUGUUAAGAACAAGCAAAGCUUCUUGCAAAGAAAAGGAGUAAACAGAAGCACCUUACUGGGAGAGCACAUUGCAUGAUUUCAGUGCUACUGGAGCUGACGGACAGUAGGUCAUCCUAAACUUGACUGCAGAUCGCUCUUUGGUGUACUAGCACAUUGACAUACUGCUAUCAGUGCUGUAAAAAGUACAGCCAUGGCUAUUUUUAACCUAUAAAUAUACUGUAAUUUAAAUUUUUCCUAAAAAAUGAAUUUAUAUUUAAUUGCUGCCUAAUACAUAAAUACUUAAAAUUAGGAUUUUUAGAAGGGUCAAGGGUGGGUGGGCAUGCGAGUAUAUUUUUGGGAGGGUUGUUGUAUAUACAGUUCUUUGCACUUCCCAUUCACUUUGACUGUUAAUCCGAAACUCCCAGCUCUGACUGUGGUGAAUCUGCAACCUGACAUUUACGUAUUUUUAUUGUGAUUCAGGUCUUCUAUAUUCUGUGGCCCAGAGCUUCAGAAUUUGACAGAAAAGGUCAUCUUUCCAUUCUCAAAUGUGAAUGCUCUGAUGUACCUCUAAUAUGGAAAAUGACCAAGCAGUGAAUUUUACUCUGCUGAGUUUCUAAUAUUGAUGUAGAGUAUUAUCUAAAGCUGAUAUCUAAGACUAUUAACCAGUAGUGUGUCUGUUUGGAACAAGUAAAAAGGAUGGUGGCUGUUUUGGUGAGUAUAGCCCAAACUCUGCAGAGAUUUUAUUCCAGAGACUGUCACCUAUUCAGUAAUUAGUUUGCCAUAGACAGGUGCAAUUUUCACAUUUAGAAAAGUAUUUUUGAUUUCUGAAUUGGGAAAUAGGUGUUGGGGAUUAGGGAUACUCACUUAACAUCUCCCAGUGUGUUACUGUGGUUGCUAUAUGUUUUAAAUUUCAUCUUAAAUACAUACAAAUACAUCAUCAUAAGAUGAAAGCUUAAGAUAUACAGAUUGCUGCAGGUUGUCUUGCAUGAGUGAAGCCAGUGAAGUUUAAUGAAACUAACUUCUUUGUUAAGCCUGUGUUGAAUAAAUAAGAAUAAUCAAAAGAAAACCAACUUGCCAUUCACUAGCUUUGUGCAAUAUUAUCAGUAGACUCAAACACUACUAGGACGUUGUGCUUGGCUUUAAGGUUCUUUAACUCCAUUAUACUCAAAAGGACAUAUUAAAUACAUUUUUUAUUGUAAACGACUCUGCAAAUUUACUAUGCCUAAAAAUGCUCCAUGUUAUAAAGUAACAAGUAUGUUUAAAAAAAAAGGUAAAAAACUAAACAAACAUUUCUAGCAAUACCUAAAACUAAAAAAAGUUUUUAACUGUCUGCUUUUUGCUUUUUUCUUUAGUGCACCUUUUCUGCAAUGCAAGUUUCUUGCUGUGUAUUUUGUGUUUUUUAUUAUCAUGAGUCAGGAAUUUAAACCUGUACACAAAAGUACUGCACUCACCUUCUUGUCCAUGCAAUGUAACAUCAUACUCACAGUUUUGGUGCUUUAAAAUGAUUCCUUUUUUCUUUAUUAAAGGAUAUUUAUUUGA
Molecule: messenger RNA, 12003 nt
Organism: Aquila chrysaetos chrysaetos
Lineage: Eukaryota; Metazoa; Chordata; Aves; Accipitriformes; Accipitridae
Gene: JMY
Product: junction mediating and regulatory protein, p53 cofactor
Exons: 10
Coding region: 402-3182 (926 amino acids)
Biological process (GO): intrinsic apoptotic signaling pathway by p53 class mediator; positive regulation of apoptotic process; 'de novo' actin filament nucleation
Cellular component (GO): cytoplasm; nucleus
Molecular function (GO): Arp2/3 complex binding; actin binding; transcription coactivator activity
Source: RefSeq, a predicted model, not a curated record